Molecule: messenger RNA, 1743 nt
Organism: Pseudogymnoascus destructans
Lineage: Eukaryota; Fungi; Ascomycota; Leotiomycetes; Thelebolales; Thelebolaceae
Exons: 1
Coding region: 1-1743 (580 amino acids)
Source: RefSeq, a predicted model, not a curated record
AUGGCACCGAAAGAGAAGCUCAGCUCGAAGAAGGACAGAAAGGGGGAUGCGUACUGGUUUGAAGCUGCGCCACUUGUCACACGAAUCUUGUCAGCAAACAGCAUCACCAAGGGAUUAUGGAACGGCUUUGGCUCGUUUACAGAUACGCCAAAUGAAUUUUGGGAGUCGGACUCCUGGCUGUGUUCCUUACGGACAACUUCUGGGGUGCAAGUUACCUUUGCAGAUGGAUCCCCUAUCAUAUGCUCUGACUUUGUCCAGUACAAGUCAGCGGAAAGGGGUAGUAUCAGAAUUGGUCGCGUGUAUGGGAUUGGAUUUGACAAGAGAUCAGCACCAAUCGAGAAGAACGGGAUCAUUAUCAAGAUCCAAAAAGUUUACUCAGCUAUGGAAUUGCCGCCAAAGGCCCAAGAUAUUAGGUCUCAGCUUUCUAUCCCGCUUUCUCAAUCUGAGAAGCUUAUCUCUGAGGAUGAGUUUGAGUUUGUCCCAGUACACUGCCUAAUUCAACGGCUUGAAUAUACCAUGGACUACAAAUUCGAGAAUGGGAUACCAGGUCAGGCAGACCACCUAUUUGAGCCAGAGUCCCAGGUUAGAAGAAUCCUCAACUUGGCAAACGAUGAGAUUAGGCCAGCAGCACAGUCCCACCCCCAUGUUGCCGAGCUCGAGUUGAAGGCCUACGGCCGCAAGUGGAUUCUUGAAGCCCUUAAACAAGGCUUUAUCUCCCUUCCGUUCAUAGAGUUCAUCGAUGGCUUUGGGAUCUGGAGAAACAUGUACCGGUCAUUGACUGGCGUGUAUAUCUCGCUCGCCGGUCAGGCUCUUCGAGUGAGGAUGCACCGCGAGAACGUGAUCGUUCUCACUACUACACCGCAUGGAUCAAGGCUAGAUGAUAUUCUAGCAUCCAUGAUAGAUCUCCCAGAGCUAGAGAGAGGCAUGACCCUCGAUAUCAAUGGCAAGGAGAAGCUCGCUUUUCCACUUGGCUAUGCUGGGGACAUGCCACAAAAAAACGAUAAUGCAGGAAUCUUGCGCCAGAACGCAGACAUGGGGUGUAGAUCCUGCCUUGCUUCGAAAGAUGGGCAUGGGGAGCUCUCAUUCGACUUUAUAGAGCUUGGUAGGUAUCACCACCAUCAAGUUCAACUGCGCGAGCAUGGGGAUAAGCUCUCUGCCACGAAAAGAAAGGCGUGGUUCCAGGAAUGGAGUAUGCGGGAUACUAAGCCAGCACUGUUCAAAAUUUCGCCAGCACUGGAUAUUGUGCUCAGUCGUCCCGCCGACGUCUGUCACUCAGAGUUCGCAGGAAUGGGGAAGCAGUCUCAGCUCCUUCUUAUAACAGCCAUACUCUCGAAGUCACGGCUACAGCGGUAUUUCCAAGAAUUCAUUUGCUUUCCGUCGCCAGCAGGAUGGGGAAAACGACAGUCGCCCCUGCACCACUUAAAGUCCUGGUCCUUGAACGAAGCUGGGAUGGCGUUGAUGCUAACGCCGCUGAUAUUACGAUGCAUGCCCCUUGAGAAAGAGGACAUUGACUGGCGAUUCUACAAAGCCGUCCAGCAAGAAUUCAAGGAAGAUUUGAGAAAGCAUCAGCUCAACCCAGAACAGCUUAUUAUCCGGGCGUUCUCAGCAAUGGCAAUGUCCAAUGCCCUGACCUGCUCGUGGGAGAUGAGACCGGGACAGCAUAGUGACACAGAGAAGACCAUUUUCAAUGGUCGCGAUAUGUAUGGACGGCUCUGCAAUGCCGCAUGCUUGCAUUGCGAAUGA